This is a messenger RNA of Notothenia coriiceps (black rockcod), 3845 nucleotides long. RefSeq names its product RAS guanyl-releasing protein 2-like. Bases 73 to 2346 code for a protein of 757 amino acids. NCBI's taxonomy places the organism in Eukaryota, Metazoa, Chordata, Actinopteri, Perciformes, Nototheniidae. Gene Ontology annotation, molecular function: guanyl-nucleotide exchange factor activity; calcium ion binding. The record is from RefSeq and is a predicted model, not a curated record. Gene Ontology annotation, biological process: Ras protein signal transduction. The transcript has 17 exons. Gene Ontology annotation, cellular component: plasma membrane.
ACCUUCUUUUGUGUUCAGUAAGAAGCACGCGAGUCAAAGCAGAAACGGAGGGAAAAAACGAGGAAAGGAACGAUGGAGUCCAUAUUGUCGGAUCAGUCUGCUGCAGUGGAUGAUCUGGUGGAAGCGAGCAUCCAAGCCUUCGAUGAGAGAGGCACUUUGAAGGAUGCCUCCAUGGUGCGCAUGUUUAUCAUGAUGCACCCUUGGUAUAUCCCUUCAAUCGACCUGGCCAAGAAGCUUGUGCUCAAAUAUCAAGAGGAGAGCUGCACUGCUGAGCGCCGAACAAGAAUAUGCCACCUUGUCAAAUACUGGAUCUCUGAGUUUCCAGCAGAGUUCAAUCUGAGCCCGGAGCUGGCGGAGGAGAUCAAAGACUUUAAAGACCUCCUGACCACUGAAGGCAACGCGAGCCAGAGCCAGCUCAUUGACCUGGACAGUGUGCCAUCGUAUAAAUGGAAGCGGCAGGUGACUCAGCGUGUCCCGUCAGUGUCCAAAAAGAGGAAAAUGUCCCUGCUGUUUGACCACCUUGAUUCCUGUGAGCUGGCUGAACACCUGACCUACCUGGAGUACAAAUCCUUCUGCAAGAUCCUGUUUCAGGACUACCACAGCUUUGUGAUGCACGGCUGCACGGUGGAUAACCCCAUCCUGGAGCGUUUCAUCACCCUUUUCAACAGCGUCUCCCAGUGGAUCCAGCUCAUGGUGCUCAGCAAGCCCACCGCCCCGCAGAGGGCCGCCGUCAUCUCCCACUUCAUCAGGGUGGCACAGAAGCUGCUGCAGUUGCAGAACUUUAACACACUGAUGGCUGUGGUGGGCGGCCUCAGCAACAGCUCCAUCUCUCGUCUCAAAGACACACAGACCCACAUCAGCGCAGAGACCAACAAGGUUUUUAAUAACCUCAUUGAACUGGUGACAUCAUGUGGGAACUACAGUCAAUACCGCAAGCGCUUCUCAGAGUGCUCAGGCUUCCGGUUCCCCAUCCUCGGCGUGCACCUGAAGGACCUGAUAGCCGUGCACGUGGCGCUGCAAGACUGGGCUGAUAAAGAGAAAACACGGGUCAACCUGACCAAGACCCAACAGCUGUACGCCAUCCUUCAAGAGCUGGCGAGGAUCCAGACCACACCGCCUCACAUCGACGCCAACACAGACCUGCUCAACCUGCUGACGGUGUCUCUGGACCAGUACCACACGGAGGAGGAGAUCUACCAGAUGUCUCUACAGAGAGAACCUCGCAAGCCAGCGCAGAACUCCAGCCCCGCCACCGCGCCUGACCCCAAGCCUACCAUGAUCGAUGAGUGGUCCGUGUCGGUGAAGCCCAGCACCGACCCCACCAUCAUCAAGAAACACAUAGAGAAGAUGGUGGAGUCAGUCUUCAAGAACUUCGACUCAGACGGUGACGGCCACAUCUCUAGGGAUGAAUUUGAAGCCAUAAGGAACAACUUCCCAUACCUCAGCAAGUUUGGAGAACUGGACAAGAACCAAGACGGGAAGAUCAGCAGAGAGGAGAUGAUCGACUACUUUAUGAAAGCCAGUUCUCUGCUCAACUGCAAGAUGGGUUUCAUCCACACUUUCACUGAGAGCACCUACGUCAAGCCCACGUUCUGCGAGCACUGCGCCGGCUUUGUGAACCAUGUUGGAGAGGUACGCAGCACCCAGCAGGCACCAACUGUUGUUUUGUCAGAGAGAGCAGCACCUGACCUGAGGGCGGGGAACAGUGUGGUCUCCUAUGGCAACGGGACAGUCAGCAUCCACAGUGAGGGAAAUUAUAACCACAAUAGUUACUCUGCUGGCAACAGUAAUGGUCGGGGUGUGGAGCCACUGUACCAGAACAGCAAGGUCACAGUCUGCUCCAGCAGCUCCUCAGAGGAGACGGACAGCCUCAGGAAACCUCCUCCUUAUCACGUGGAGGAGAAGCAGAAGAAAAAACGGGAGCCCAGACCUGCUGCUCGGGAGAUGGUGGAGUCCACGUAUGAAACUGGUUACACAACCGGAGACACGGGCAAUGAGCUGGACCGGCACCACACAGAUUACCUCCACAGACUUUACCCAGAGAUUACUUCAGAUGAGCAGCGCAGGCAGUACAAGACGGAGUUUGACUCAGACCUGGCCCGCUAUAAGAGCCUCUGUGCAGAAAUGGAUGACGUUAGUGACGAGAUGCACAAGCUGAGCCGAGAACUGGACAUCCUGGAAGAGGACUCCAUGAAGUACCAGGGUGUGGCAGAUGAGUAUAACAGACUCAAAGACCUCAAAAAGACUUCAGACUAUAAAGCGAAGAAGAGGCAGUGCAAAGAACUUCGGCAGAAAAUUUUCCACAUCAAACGUCUGGUGAAAGUCUUUGACCAAGGUCUGUGUUAGUGUGAUGUAACAUUCUGUCCGACAGCCGAGGAUGAACACUGACACGCUGUGACCUGGCUGCAGAAACUAGGAUUGUAUCCUCCAUUUUCCCUCCAGUUCAGCUCAACAUGGGUGUGCUUGCAGCCACUGAACCUCAAGUGUUUUUGACCCCAAUGUUUACAACUACUGUGUGUGGCUUUGGCAGCUGUCAGAGUGGAUUACUGUCAGGUUAGCUACUGGUAGACUUUCAUCUGUGUGGUUGUAACAACAUGCUACUGUUAACAUUCAUAUUUGUUGUACCUUGUGUAAUAUUUAACAUUUAAAUGGCAAUUUUAUUUCAACAAUGUUUAAUUGUUACAGAAUGUUGCAGGAUGGGAAGCAAUGAGUGUCAGUUUUAAUACAGAAAUAAUGUAAUGAUGAAAAUGAUAGCAACAGAAAUUGAGUCAAUUAUUUAAACAAAUCAACAACUUUCAUAAAUACACUUCUACAUUUAAGGUUCAUGUCGCAGUGUUUAUUUGGCAUUCUUCAUACAGAUGUAAUUACAACAUUUUUUCAAAGAGUUAGAAAAAAAAAAACAUAACAAAAAGACACAUCGCCAUCUUUCGAAUCUUUUAAUAACUUUUCCACACACACACAAUUUAAAAAAACGUGAGAACUCAGUAACACAAAGAUAGGAAAACAUUAAUAGCAUAUUUAGCUUUUUUUUUUCUAUGACAUGGUUGCGUGAGUUGUUGCGUAAAAUAAAAGUCAAAAUAACUUUCGAAAGGCCCGGCGGUAGAUGAAGAAGCAGAGUUACAUCCUUCUACUUCGUGUUUGAAAACACUAAAUGCUGAAAUGCCUUGUGUUUAGAGUUGGUAUUGUUUUUUUCCUUUCAAAUAUUUUCCUCAUGUAAACCCGCCUCUUUAAAUACCAGCAUGAGGUAAAUCCCAGUGGACCAGCAGAUCAGGACCCAUCUUUUUUUAACUUAAGCAUGAUGUUUUGGCAUUGAAUAUCCUCCAAGUGCAGUUUCUCCAACCCAUUUCCACCUACAGUAUUGUCUCACAGCAUUCCCAACAGUAUAGACCCACUCAGUUAUAUCAGCUGUAAUGGCAUGAAGAUAAGCGUCUUUUUUGACAUCUAAGCAGAUGACAGAGGUAUUUUUCAUGUAAAUACAUAUAGAAAAAAAACAACAUUUAGAAGUAAACAGUGAAAGCAAUACUUAAAUGUUUAAAUGAAACUUGAAUUACAUUAUGUAAAAGAAUGAAACAAGUCUCCACUUAGCAGAGAUCCAAAACAACAUUUCAACAUGCAAAAAAUACAAAGUUGGCUUCAAUAUAUAUAUAUAUAUACAUACAUAUCAACACAUUUUGUCAGGGAUCAUUAUCCCCAGAAACAGAAUUGAUCGACGUAAACUGGUGUUUUCAUUAGUAGUGUUGGUUAUAAACUCUCACCACCAACUAUAACUAAUAGGGCUGUCCCGAAUACCAUUUUUCUGGCUCCGGAUAUUCGGUAGUAAUCAGCAGCGAAUAUUCGGAUAUUCG